AUGAACACGGAGGAGGCAGCCAACACCAUGGUAAACUACUGUACCGCCGUCACUCCAGUCCUUCGAAGCCAGCCCAUCUAUAUUCAGUUCUCCAACCACAAGGAGCUGAAGACAGACAAGUGUCCAGACCAAGCACGUGCCCAAACAGCUCUGCAAACAGCGAAUUCUGUUCAGUCUGGAAACCUAGCGCUGCCAGCCUCUGCUGCAGCAGUAGAUGCAGGAAUGGUGAUGGCUGGCCAGAGCCCUGUCCUGAGGAUCACUGUUGUGAAACUCCUCUGUCCUCUCACUCUAGAUGUUCUGCAUCAGACUUUUUCCAAAUUUGGUACAGUCUUGAAAAUAAUUACAUUCACGAAGAACAACCAAUUUCAGGCCCUGUUACAAUAUGCUGAUCCAACAAGCGCUCAGCGUGCCAAACUGUUUUUACAUGGACAGAGUAUCUACAAUGCCUGUUGUACGCUGCUCGUAGAUUUCUCACAGCUCUCAAGUGUCAAUGUAAAAUACAAUAACAAUAAGAGCAGAGACUAUACACGACCAGACCUACCUUCUGGGGAUAACCAGCCCUCUCUGGAUCAGACCAUGGCAGCUGCUUUUGGUGCCCCAGGAAUAAUUUCCGCUUCUCCAUAUGUGGAAGCUGGCUUUCCUCCUACCUUUGCAAUUCCUCAGGCUGCAG
Messenger RNA from Pelecanus crispus (Dalmatian pelican), 670 nucleotides. The record is from RefSeq and is a predicted model, not a curated record. NCBI's taxonomy places the organism in Eukaryota, Metazoa, Chordata, Aves, Pelecaniformes, Pelecanidae.